Molecule: messenger RNA, 378 nt
Organism: Penicillium chermesinum
Lineage: Eukaryota; Fungi; Ascomycota; Eurotiomycetes; Eurotiales; Aspergillaceae
Exons: 1
Coding region: 1-378 (125 amino acids)
Source: RefSeq, a predicted model, not a curated record
AUGUUCUCGGGCACAUCGGGCAUCACUCUGCCAGGGAGGAUUAGUACUCGUACCUUUGACAUCUUGACGGAACGGGGUCGCGUCUGGAAGCACCAAAGUGGCAACGCACCUUUGAGGGGAGGGGGAGAUGACCUCUGGCAUGUAGAAGUCAUCCUGGCCCCCUGGAUACCAAGUCGCGCCCACCCGCGGCUGACCACGACCCUGUGGCGGUCGGUUCAUCCGGUAGUCGGUCAUUUAGCUGGAUGGAUGCAGCAUGGGAUAGAGAAGGAGAGUCCGGGGGAGAAGGGUGGGGAGGAGAACAAGGGUCAAGAGAGCAGAGUAAAGGUAAUAAAUCAGAGGGAGCGGGGGCCUCGAAAGGCGAACCACAGCCCACUUUAA